Molecule: messenger RNA, 156 nt
Organism: Plasmopara halstedii
Lineage: Eukaryota; Oomycota; Peronosporomycetes; Peronosporales; Peronosporaceae
Exons: 2
Coding region: 1-156 (51 amino acids)
Source: RefSeq, a predicted model, not a curated record
AUGUAUUUUGAACACGUUGGAGUCACUCUUUUCGGCAGUGGAGUCGCUGGAAUAUACUUUGUAUCGAAGGUUCCCGAUAGGUGGGCGUCAAAGCCUGGACGUUUUAAAAUCGAUGUGGCGGCACGCUUUCCACGACGAUGUGCUUCGGUCUUUUGA